Messenger RNA from Chenopodium quinoa (quinoa), 627 nucleotides. Its product is annotated as protein FAR1-RELATED SEQUENCE 5-like. The transcript has 2 exons. The record is from RefSeq and is a predicted model, not a curated record. Bases 130 to 585 code for a protein of 151 amino acids. Lineage: Eukaryota; Viridiplantae; Streptophyta; Magnoliopsida; Caryophyllales; Amaranthaceae.
AGUACCAUCACAAAUGUGGCAACUACUCCUACAAUAGUAGUUUCUCCUAAAGUAGCACCUUUGCUCACUCCUGGAGGAACAAAAGAAUGGCUUCCAAUAUGCCCCAAUGAGUUGAAACCAGCUAUAGGGAUGAAGUUUAAUAAUCUUGAAGAGGGCCUUGUAUUUUAUAAAAGAUACGCAUUUUCUGCUGGAUUCAACACGAGAAAAUAUACAACUAAAAGGCAAAGAAGAAGCAAAGAAUUGAAAUCACAAUAUAUCUUAUGCAAUAAAGAAGGAUACAAAGAGAAAAGAAAGCCUACUGUUGAAAAAGAUUUAAAUAACAACGAAGGAGAAAGCAAUGAAGAAAAAACUUCAAUCAAAAGGAAGAGACUCGUUACUCGUGUUGGGUGCAAGGCACAUAUUAUCAUAAAGCAUUGUGAUGAUAACAAAUUUAUAGUGUCACAAUUUCAUGAGGGACAUACUCAUCCACUUUAUACACCUAGUUGCAAUCUCUUCCAAAAAGAAGGAAGAAAAAUGAACAUAUUGCACAAAAAAAUAAUUGUGAAUAAUUCUAAGGUGAAUAUUGGUCCUGUUACAACUUUUUGAAUGAUGAAGGAAAUUGUUGGAGGAUAUGAUAACAUCGGUGCA